Molecule: messenger RNA, 2012 nt
Organism: Somion occarium
Lineage: Eukaryota; Fungi; Basidiomycota; Agaricomycetes; Polyporales; Cerrenaceae
Source: the annotation of a GenBank genome assembly
CCGCCCACUUGUCGUAGCUCCCGGUCAUGGAAGAGGGACGGAUCUGCUGGUGGCCAUAGUGGUCCCAGCAGUUCGUGCAUCUGUUGUCGUAUUUCUUCUAGCGAAGGCAUAGGCUUUACGCGUAGUGGUUGCCAAUCCUUCGAUGCCCCGGGUAUUCUUGGCUCGUCCAAAAAAGCAUCAUUGAAAGAAGGUACCGAGCUGGGCCCUGCCUCAACUGCUUCUCCAAAGUCCUCAAAAUCUCCAAAAUCGUCAUCCCCCUCAUCACCGGAGGCAGCAAUUGUCUCUGCAGGAGUACCAAAAUCAUCGAAGUCGUUGACGCUAUCUUGCGGGCUGGACAGUGCAGGAGAGAAUGAUGGUGGUUUGAGAACUGGCGGAAGCGUUGGUGUUGCUGUUGGUGAGUCGGUGCUGCCCCAUACAGAGGCCCCAAAUGAAAGGUCGUCGUCCAUUGGUAAGUCAAUGAUGUCGUGAAGUCGAGGGAGAAAUGAGGAUGCCAAGUCGAUCGCGCCGGUUUGCAGUGCCUAAUAUUCGAUAGGGCGCUUAGUACCAUUGUGCAUGUCUUCUGCAGAAGAUAUUCUCCUUUUCGACUUACCUGGCUCAAAGGAACCUCGGACAACAAGAAAACUUCACAUUCGCAGGCUUUAUGAUAUCUUACAGCUCUGUAUCUUGCGACAGGAUUUCGUCCGAGCUCGCAAAGCAUGGGCGAUCCUAGUGCGCUGCAAGGAAGUGCACUGGAAAGCACUUUGGAAGACAGGCGUAUUACUCUUGGGAGGAGUCGACGAUGAACCCGACCACGAACAAGAGAAUGGGCGAAGAAUAGACUAUCUUUAUGCCAUGAUGCGGCUGCAGAAGUCUCACGAUCGAGAGUCUGUUCUCCAAGAACUCAUAUUGCGUCUCAUCAAAUCCGGUCAGCAUAGGAAAGCACUUGAUGAACUGGAGUUGUAUCUUCCCUCUCCGCCCUACGAGGACAACCCUAUCUUACACAUAUACGCUGGACUUCUCUGCCUCUAUCUCUCUCAGGGGCAACAAGAUUCUGACAUUCAGUAUGAUGAUCGUCAAGCCGAAUUAAACGCAAGUAUGCUUCGUGAUGCCCAAGUCUUCUUCGAACGGGCGAGGGUCCUAGAUCCAGAAAAUGAGUUCGCAUCUAGUUGGAUCGAAAGGAUCCCGUCUCUGUCACAGCAACAAAGCAAUGACCGCCGAGAUACCCCAGAUUCUGACGAAGAGGGCGAAACCAUCACAACUGACAACAGUGGCCAACGGACUAAACGCAUACGCCGAGAGGAAACGUCACAUUCUGUAAGAUUGGGAUAAAGGUCUAUCCAUACUUUUUUCACCCUUGACUCGAACGCAAUGUGCCUUCACAUCAUCUACUCCAGCUCGGAGUCGGAUUCUACAUCAAUGGUUGGCAUAGGUUCAUCCUCGUCUUCGUCAUCCACCACCAUCCUGCUACUUGAAACAGGUGGUGUAGCUUGCGCAAUCGAGGCUGUUGUGGAGGUAUUCGCACUAGAUCUUGUUAGUGAUGAGUCAUUAGCUUUUGGUAUUGACGCUGAGGUUGGAGGAGGUUGAAAAGAAGCAGUCGAGGGAGUGACGGCUGGUGCAGGAACGGCAGGCUGAAUGACUUGAAGAGCAGCUCGGGGAGGGGCCUGUACAACAGACAUUGAAGGACCUGAUGGAACGGUCGGAACAGUCACAGGCACAACAUGAUUUGUCGGGGGUGCGAUAUGCGAACUGGAGAUCAAUUGAAUAUCCAUCGCAACAUCAGGCUCCUGGGUCGCCGCUGCUAGUUCACCCGGAACACCGAUUUGUAGUGUGUGACGCGCCUCUUGCUCCUCUUGACUUUCUUCCGCUUGGAAGAGAGAUAGAGUCUCGAUGUGUGGAAGUGAUCUAACAAGCGGCGGCGCUCGAGGGUGUAAAAGGAGCUCGAGUUCUCUUGUGACACCCUAUGUAAUGGGAAUACAUGUCAAUGAUGUAGGCAGUACUUUGUGUGAAGGGAUGAACGUACAGAUGAUGUAGGA